GCCCACAUUAAAAUAUUAUUCCCAAGGCGAGGAACAUUGAAAUCAAUGUUUCUACAAUACAUAUGUCAGGUAUUCAUCUUCAAUCCCAGAAUGACAAGAAUUCGGUAGUCAGCCAAGAGCCAUGUUCAAGCUCUUGGGUGUCAGACCAAAAGUUUCAACCCCCCUAAUAUUUUCAUUAUCAAAAUUUCCAAGUCAGAGCUGGCAAACUAUUCCAAAUCUUGUGCACCGAGAUUGGAGCUCGCCUCGCGGCUUGCGUUUUCACACCAUGUCCGUUAUCGAUGUCGGUCGUCUACAAGACCUGAGACACACCAGGCAUACAAUAACUCUCUCCAAUGGCAAGCGCCUUGUUCUCUUUCGCUUGCCGAGAAUUGAUCGGCCGAGCCAUGUAGCACUACCACCGGCAGAAAGUCCAGAUUCCUGGAACUACUAUGCAAUGGAGGCAGAAUGUCCUCACGCUGGUGGGCCGAUGGCCGAGGCUCACAUAGAUAUCGAAGACUCGUCCUACAUUGCCUCUUGCCCGUGGCAUGCCUAUGACUUUAACGUAGAGACCGGUGAGUCUAGUUACGGUAUCAAAGCCUGCACGUUCCCGGUCACCGUUCAAGGUGAAAGGGUGAGCAUACAGAUUGCCGGAGCUGAGAACUUACAGCUCGACAAGAUCGAGCCCGUCAGCGAGAAGGUGAAAUUUAAACACGGCCCCAGAACUGAUCCCUCAGGUCCUGCUAAAUAUCUUAGCGAGAAUGCGAGCUUGUGCGAUUGGUGCAAUCACAUUCUAAACACCUCUAAUCCCGAGCACAAGAUUGAAUUGACAACGCAUCUCUUCUCGUUGUUUGCAACGCGUGAGCAGUCGUCUUCGCCCAUGGAUAUUGGGGCUGGCACCGUGGUUCCUCCCCAUGAGCCGCCAAGACAAAAUCAGACCCAGCUGAAACCGGGGCAGAUGCCCAGAGCUCGCAAGGGGGGAAACCUUAAAAACAGGAUCAUGAUGCUCCACGCGCUGGCAAACAUCGAGCAGUGGGCCAUCGAUCUAGCUAUCGACAUCAUGGUCCGAUUCGCUUCGUUUCACACGACAGCGCGGGAUGGGAACGACAGCCCACGCCCACUACCGCGCACGUUUUUCUACGACUGGCUGAAAGUCGCCAACGACGAGGCCAAGCAUUUCUCUUUACUACGAGCAAGGUUAGAGGAGCUGGGGAGCCACUUUGGUGCUCUACCGGUCCACCACGGUUUGUGGGAGUCUGCUGUACGAACAUCCCACGACCUGCGCGCAAGGAUAAGCGUUAUUGCCCUCGUCCACGAAGCGCGUGGCCUUGACGUCAAUCCAAGGACUAUCGAAAAGUUCCAAAAUGCGAGAGACGCCGAAAGCGUCGACGCGUUGAACGUGAUACACAACGAUGAGAUUACGCAUGUCACUACGGGACACAGGUGGCUCACCUGGAUCUGCCAGCAAGAAGGCGCAGACCCGGUGCAAGUAUUUCGAAGCAACGUGCAGAAACACUUUAGAGGUGCGGUGAAAGGCCCGUUCAAUGUCGAGGCUCGGCAGCAAGCUGGUAUGGAUCAGAGUUACUACGAAGACCUCCAGGGACUCCCGUGGGAAGGGGACGUCAUCGCUGGUGGCUGAGGUAUUAAUUAAUAUCGUCAUAAUGCAAUAUAGAUGGCUUGAUCAGACGGCUUGAUCUAGACUCUUGUUGGAUAACGCCGCGUAGAAAAACAUUAAGCCAUCGUUAACCUAAUCCCGGCGCUGUUGUGCUGAUGAUUACGGAUAUUCCGGGGCUGAGUAGCUUACUGGUGGCUUUUAAGCGCCUUUCUUGCAAAGCGCCAAGUUGCCACUAGCUGUUAUAUUUACUCUUGCGCUAUAACUAGCCGUUGGUGGCAUGUUCUAUUUAGAGUCUGGCCUCUCCACUUCCCAAGAACAGGUACCUAUAUAUUGAAAUAGGGCCAGCCUAAGUUGACGAACGUUGCAUUAAUAGUCGACUCAGAAAAUACUUGAGCUGGAUUCUUGGGAGCAUUAGUCAAUGUAACUCGUCUGUCAUAGUAAGGACACAGACAGACCUAGGUAUAUGAUUAGGUAGGUUAGGUUAGGUUAGGUACCUAUUUGAUUACUACACGUUGGAAAAUUUCCACAGGUACAAAGAUAGGUACA
This is a messenger RNA of Daldinia caldariorum, 2137 nucleotides long. Its product is annotated as Rieske [2Fe-2S] domain protein. Bases 122 to 1615 code for a protein of 497 amino acids. Gene Ontology annotation, molecular function: 2 iron, 2 sulfur cluster binding. NCBI's taxonomy places the organism in Eukaryota, Fungi, Ascomycota, Sordariomycetes, Xylariales, Hypoxylaceae. The record is from RefSeq and is a predicted model, not a curated record. The transcript has a single exon.